Messenger RNA from Orcinus orca (killer whale), 879 nucleotides. It is a transcript of the gene TMEM179B, whose product is annotated as transmembrane protein 179B. NCBI's taxonomy places the organism in Eukaryota, Metazoa, Chordata, Mammalia, Artiodactyla, Delphinidae. The coding region runs from base 35 to 691 and encodes 218 amino acids. The transcript is spliced from 5 exons. The record is from RefSeq and is a predicted model, not a curated record.
UCCCACGGCGGCGCUUCCUGGUGGCGAGGGAGCCAUGGCUCUCCCUUGGCUGCAGCGCGUCGAGCUCGUGUUCUUUGCUACCGCCUUCGUGUGCGGAGCCGUGGCGGCCGCGGCACUGACUUGGACCCAGGGCUCCUUCAGGGGCAGCUGUCCCCUGUAUGGUGUGGCUGCCCUGAAUGGCUCCUCCCUGGCCUUGUCCCGACCCUCGGCCCCAUCUCUCUGCUACUUUGUGGCUGGGGCCUCUGGCCUGCUGGCCCUCUACUGUCUCCUGCUUCUGCUCUUCUGGGUCUACAGCAGCUGCAUCGAGGAUUCCCACAGAGGCCCGAUAGGGCUCCGCAUUGCACUGGCCAUCUCAGCUAUAGCCAUCUUCCUGGUCUUAGUGUCUGCCUGCAUCCUUCGAUUUGGCACCAGUUCCCUCUGCAAAUCCAUCAUCUCCCUGAACAUAACUAGCUGCUCUGAUGCCCAGAAAACUCCAUGGAUACCCCCUGGAACCGCUCUGCAGUUUUACUCCAACCUACAUAAUGCUGAAACCUCUUCUUGGGUGAAUCUGGUAUUGUGGUGCGUGGUCUUGGUGCUCCAGGUCGUGCAGUGGAAGUCUGAAGCCACCCCAUACCGGCCUCUGGAGAGGGGGGACCCUGUGUGGAGCUCUGAGACAGAUGCUCUUGUUGGGCCACGCCUUUCCCAUUCCUGAAGACUAACCAAAGAGUACUCCUGCCGCCAGACUCCGUGCCCAAGUGCCUGCAGUCCUCUUGCCCCCACAUGGCCCACACGGCUGGGAGCCUGAGUUUUCCCUCCAGGAGGGAAACAUGAUUAACAGACCCCCUCUUCCUACAGCUGUUUUUGUACCAAAGUAUUAUAUUACUUUCUUUCUUCAUCUCA